Sebastes umbrosus (honeycomb rockfish) is the source of this 7452-nucleotide messenger RNA. It is a transcript of the gene pappa2, whose product is annotated as pappalysin 2. The coding region runs from base 60 to 5495 and encodes 1811 amino acids. The record is from RefSeq and is a predicted model, not a curated record. Gene Ontology annotation, molecular function: protein binding; metallopeptidase activity. Lineage: Eukaryota; Metazoa; Chordata; Actinopteri; Perciformes; Sebastidae. The transcript is spliced from 27 exons.
UUUUUAUCUUCAACAAAACAAACCCCGCCAAAAAAAUACCUUCCCCUUGACCUGAGACGAUGUUGUUGAUCAGACUCCUGGCUGUCUUCCUCGUCCUCAUCACGAACACGUGGCUGCUGCCCAGCCCGGUCCGCUCCAAUGCACUCAGCCGGUACAAACGCUCCAUGGCGCUGCGGGCAGACAGCGAGCUCUCCCGGCUAGCAGGUGAACCCUGCACCGUCUCCGGCGUCUGGAGGUCCCGCCGGCAACCUCGCUCCCUCCAACCGUCCCAACACCGCCCUCCAGCGGCCCGGCCGAGGACGCACACGAGCCGCAGAGACACAGUUAAGAGCGCUCUUUGUGCGGCUGGAGGGUGUGGGUUCGACACCGGGGUGCUACGGGGCGCUCCUGCGGUGGAGGAAAAGCGAAGCUGGGGCGAAGUAGAGGAGGAUGUGGCGGCGGUGGUGGUGGUGGGAGACGGGUAUGUCACAUAUGAGAAAGGCUCCAUAACUGACGAAAGAGAGGCGAGUUAUGUGAGUGAGAACACCACGCAGCAGCCCGGGACGUCUCUGAGGAAAGACGCCGAACGCAGCGUCUCCUCUUCGGCCACGCGCGGCUCCAGCCCCCGCCUCACGCGGAGCCUCAGUGGAACGUCUCCUUACGAGGACGACGGCAACACCAGCUGGGAGAAGGUUUCCCCCGACAGCUCGACUGACUCCAGGGGGCUCCAGGUGCUCUACAGGCUGCAGCAGGAAGAUGGAGACCAGGUGGAGCAGUCCACAGAGGACUACUCCUCCAGGGAGGUGGUGGAGGUGGAGGUGGAGGUGGAGGUGGAGGACCCGCCCGCCGGGAGCAGCUCCACUCCCUGGGGGAGCCGCGUGCCCAGGGUGCUGGAUCCGUCCUGGAUGACCGCGCUGUACUUCAGCGGGCGCCGGGAGCAGCUGAAGGUGAAGCCGGCUGCGGGGGUGGAGCUGCCGAGGGCUCGGUUCAGUCUGGAGCUGUGGGUGAAGCCGGAGGGAGGGCAGAGCAACCCGGCGGUCAUAGCAGGCGUAUAUGACAACUGUUCCCAUUCAUUGAGUGAGAAGGGCUGGUCGGUCGGCAUCCGCACUGUAGAACCCGCCGGCGCCAAAGACGCCCGGUUCUACUUCACGCUUCGCACGGACCGAGCCCUAAAAUCCACCACCGUCUACAGCCACCAGCGGUACCGAGCCAACGUCUGGACUCACCUGAUGGCCACUUACAACGGCCACAACAUGAGCCUGUAUGUUGAUGGAGCCAAGGUGGGAGAGAGCGGUCUCCAGUCGGGGAAUCUCUGCAGUCCCUUCAUGAAGACGUGCAGAACCCUUUUCCUCGGCAGCAACCAAUCAGAUCAGGGACACAGCUUCAGGGGCCACAUAGGGGGCGUGGUGUUGUGGGGCUGCGCCCGCUCUCAUGAGGACCUGCUGAAGCGGCCACUUCAAAUUGACAAAAGCGAGCCGCUCCUGGCGAUGUGGGCUGACUUCACUAAUGUGGAAGAGGUUUGGGCUCCGUACAAAGUCGGCCUCCAUCCGACCAUCACCACCACUCCCGUCCCCGAACAAGAACUCGUCUCCUCGUUCCUGCCGCCGCCCUGCGGCCUGACACCCUGCGACAACACCGACAUCAUCUUUGGCUACAACGACAACUGGCAGCUCCGCGCCACCAAGCGAGUUCGCUACCGGAUCGUCAACCUCUCCGACGACGACGGCGGGAACCCCACCGUGUCGCAAGACCAGAUCCAGCUCCAGCACCAGGCUCUUACCGAGGCCUUUCGCCCUUACAACAUCACCCUGGAUCUGAGCGUGCACGCCGUCAGAAACUCCAGCUUCCGGCAGCGGUUCAUCCUCAGCAACUGUCGAAUCGGGAAGAUUGGGAACCGCCAAUGUGACCCUGAGUGCGACCACCCGAGGACAGGCCACGACGGAGGGGACUGCCUUCGACUGGGGCCCUGCUACAACUGGAAGAGGCAGGAUGGAGUUUGUAACAUGGAGUGCAACAGUAUACACUAUGACUACGAUGACGGAGACUGCUGUGACCCGGAGGUCACCGACGUCCUCAAGACCUGCUUCGAUCCUGAGUCCCCUGACAGGGCCUAUAUGAGUGUGAAAGAGCUGAAGGAAGAGCUACAGCUGAGCGGCACCGACACGCUCAAUGUUUUCUUCGCCAGCAACUCGGCGCGUGAAGAGCUGGCAGGAGCUGCAACCUGGCCGUGGGCAAAGGAGGCUCUUACCCACCAAGGUGGGAUGGUGCUGAACCCAUCCUACUUUGGUACCUUGGGCCACCACAACACCAUGAUCCACGAGAUGGGCCACAUCUUUGGACUGUACCAUGUCUUCAAGGGGGUGAGCGAGCGGGACUCCUGUGAUGACCCGUGUCAGGAGACCACCCCGUCCAUGGAGACAGGAGAUCUGUGUGCUGACACCGCACCAACACCCAAAUCCAAAGCCUGCCAUGAUCCCGGAUCCGUCAAUGAUCCCUGUGGGGUCACCAUGUACCAAGACACGCCUUAUAGCAAUUACAUGAGUUACACAGAUGACAACUGCACCAACCACUUCACCCCCAACCAAGUGGCCCGGAUGCACUGUUAUCUUGACUUGGUCUACCAGAAGUGGCUGAAGGACCAGCAACCAACCCCCAUCCCUCUGGCCCCCAUGGUGACAGACCAGGGUCCGGAUUCUGUCUCUAUCUAUUGGCUGCCACCUAUAAGGGGGCCACUGUAUCAGAGCUCCUCCCUCCAUGUGUCUGGUAUCAACUGUGGAGACUGUGAGACAGACGGUGUUUUCCACCAGUACGCCUCCGAGGCUACCUCGCCUCGCAUCUGUGACACGUCAGGCUACUGGACGCCCGAGGAGGCAGUCGGCCCACCGGAUGUGGAGCAGCCCUGUGAUCCCAGCCUCCAGGCCUGGAGUCCCGAGCUCAGCCUCUAUGACACCAAUGUGACCUCACCAUGUCCCGACACGGAGGGCUGCACCCUCACGCUAAAGUUCCUCCACCCGAUGGUUCCUCACGCACUCACGCUCUGGGUCACCUACAUCUCUUCCAACAACCCAGCCAUAGCCAACAUAGAGCUGGUAACAGACGCGGGGAAAAGCAUCAACCUCGGACCCCAGCAUGUCUUCUGCGACAUGCCCUUCACUUUGCGCCUCGACACCCACAACGUCGCCAUCGCCGCCGUAAAACUCUGCACCUUCGACGAGAAGAUGGAGAUCGACGCCGCCAUGUUGUCCUCGGGCCCCAGCAGCCCUCUGUGCGCCGGCUGCCGACCACUGCUGUACAGGAUCGAGCGGGAGCCGCCCUUCACCACCAAACCCCCCUCGCCUCAGACCCAGCAGACCUUCACCGACAGCUCUGUAAAGCAGGGAGUCCAGUACCAGUACACAAUCCAGGUGGAAGCAGACAGUCUCCUCAGCGACCCCUCCUCACCUCUCCUCUACACUCAUGGGCAGACGUACUGCGGAGACGGCCUCAUACAGGGGACAGAAGAAUGCGACGACAGCAACCUGUUGGAUGGCGACGGCUGCUCUAAGAAAUGCCACAAGGAGACGGGCUUCAACUGCAAUGGUGAACCUAGUCAGUGUUAUGUUUUCGACGGCGACGGCGUGUGCGAGGAGUUCGAGCGGGGCUCCAGCGUUCAGGACUGCGGUUACUUCACACCUUUGGGCUACACAGAUCAGUGGGCAUCCACCGCCGCCGCUUCCCACCAGGACCCCAACCACUGUCCCGCCCACGCUGCCACUGGGGAGCCGUCACUUACCAAGAUCUGCAGGUACCAGCACCUGGAGGUGAGUGAGAAACAGCCCACAGACGCCUGGUUCCCUUGCACUGCCCAGUCCGACACAAAUAAUGACCUGGAACAUCCAUUUUGGCUGAAGGUGGGAUUUGUCCAUCCUGGAGUGGCAGCCUCUGUGAUGGUGUACCUGGCUUCAGAUGGGUCGUGGUCUGGGGAGCAGUGUCGGAGGACAGCCACCAUCCUCCUGUCUGAUACUACUGGCAAGAACCACUCACUAGGAACACAUGACCUCUCAUGCCAUCGGAACCCGUUGGUGGUGAAUGUGACCCAUGACCUCUCUCGGCCCUUCUUCAUCACGGCCUCCGUCAUCCUCCUCUUCUCCUCCCCCUCUGUGGCAGUGGGAGGCGUGGCCCUGAGGACCUCCUGCCACUUCAGCACCUUCGCCCUGACCGGCUGUUUGCGGCAGCCGUGUCAGAUGGACAGCUGCAGUCCUCCCCAGCUAGAGCACGCCUCUGUCAGGUGUACAGGAGGAGGGGAGUCUUCUAGCUGCUCUGUUCAGUGUCAGCGUGGUUUCAGCGUCACCGUCCUCAACAGCAAGGGAACCCUACCCCACCAGAGAGAAACUCAUCUGGAGUGUUUCCAUGGUUCCUGGGAUCGUGUAGUCAGCUGUCAGCCCGUAGACUGCGGCCUGCCCGAUCAGUCUCAUGUCUACCACGCCAUAUUCAGUUGCCCCUGGGGAACCACCUUUGGCAAGCAAUGCUCCUUCACGUGUGGAUCUCCAGCUAUACUACAAGGUGACAGUGACAGGCUGGUGUGUUUGGAGGACGGCUUGUGGUCUUUCCCAGAGGCCUACUGCAAGAUAGAGUGUCCAGAGGUUCCAAGCAUACCCGAUGCCAGGCUGCUAACAGCAGACUGUCUGGCCUCGGGGCACGAUGUUGGCUCUGUCUGCCGUUACAAAUGCAGCCCAGGCUUCUAUGUGAUAGGGAGCCUCAAAAAGAAGACACCGAGGAAGUACUUCAAGCUGGAGUGCCUGGAGGGGGGGCAGUGGGAGGAAAGUAGCUGUGAGCCCAUAUCCUGCCCAGCCCUACCUGAUGUGUACCAGGGCAUGUAUACCUGCACCAAUGGCCUGUACUAUGACACCCGCUGCACCCUGCAAUGCCCAGAUGCUACAGAUACCGCAAAUAAGGAGAUUCGCUGCACUAAGGAGGGCGAAUGGACUGCCGAGUUCACCAUGUGCUCCAAGCUCCAGGGAUCGUGCUCUCCUCCUCCCGAUCUCAACUCUGUAGAGCACAGCUGUGACCAGGGGAUGGAUGUCGGUGCUGUUUGCUACCCAACAUGCAUUGUGGUUCUAGACAUGGAUCUGCGUGACCCGGUGGUUCUGCCCAAUGGCACUACAGUUGACUCUUUAAAGCACUGGAUGCUGCCCACCAAAGUCCAGAGCAUAGUCUGCACAGGGCUGAUGAAGUGGUACCCUGACCCGCAACACAUCCAUUGCAUCCAGUCAUGUGAGCCUUUUGGAGGGGAUGGCUGGUGUGACACCAUCAACAACCGGGCGUACUGCCAGUAUGAUGGAGGAGACUGCUGCCCGUCCACACUCUCCACCAGAAAGGUCAUUCAGUUUGGGGCGGACUGCGACCAGGACGAGUGCACUUGCCGUGAUCCGGACGCCGAGGAGAAUAAGAGCAAAGCCAAGCCCUCGGGAGGAGGAGGAGGAGGAGGAGGAGGAGGAGGAGGAGGAGGAGGAGGAGCCGGAGGAGGAAUGCAAUAAGAUGGAGGGAUGAAAGAGGCUGAACUUGUGUUAAACAGAGUCAAACCACAGACAAUAUACCACAACAAACAAACAGAAAAUAUUACAUUUGUAAUGCAAAGAACGCAACUGAAGUCAGACUUCACACAAAGGCCAUUUUUUUUAUUUCAUUAUAAGUUGAUCUUGCUGUUAAAAAUUCAUCACAUAUGAGUUUAAAAAUCAGAUUCCUUCCUGCACAGAUCCAGCCAAAAACAUCCACACGUGAAUAUAUUGUUUUCUUUUCCUGUUAAGAAGUUGUAGAAGUGUCAUCUUCACUGCUGGAUCUGUGUGCGAGCACAACAUUUUAUCUCUGUGAAUGCUGAUGUAGCAUCCACCCAAAUACUACUUUCUGUCCAUGUACUUAUACUUUCAAAGGUUUAUUCCACCCAAAUACUACUUGCUGUCCAUGUACUUAUAGUUGUAAAGGUUUAUUCCACCCAAAUACUACUUGCUGUCCAUGUACUUAUAGUUUUAAAAGUUUAUUCCACCCAAAUACUACUUUCCGUCCAUGUACUUAUACUUUCAAAGGUUUAUUCCACCCAAAUACUACUUGCUGUCUAACGAGUUAAUUUCAACUUCCACCUUUGACAGUUUAGCUUCCAGCUUUUUCUAGCGAUGUAUUUCAGCUCUUAGCAUCUUUAGCUAAUGCAGCUCAGCUUUCAACUCUGCCAGUUUUACAGUUCAGGUUUUCAGGAGUACAGUGCAUUGCAUUUGCGAUUCAAGAUUUCUGCAUUUCAGCGAUGCUUUGCAAUUAAUUUUAGCUGUCAGCAUUCACACGCAUUUUCUGCAGGAAAUGCAUUUUUCCAGUUUAAAAAAUGAGAACCUAACUGAGAAAACACUGAGGUCCAGUUCAAAUAGGGUCAGUCUAUCCACUCCUGUACAAAUUCAACAUAAUUGGAUCAAAUCACUAUUCUAAAUGGAUUCAAGUACUUUUUCUGGAUUUGAUUAGUCUUGGGGGAUAAAGAAACCAAAAAGAAGUGUCUGUGUUUCAGUACAUGCACAGAGCUUACAGUAAGGGCUACUGCUACUAACUGUUUACUGUAACAUCCAGUUAGAGGAGAAACAGCAUUUCGUGGAAGUACCACCUUUAAAUCAUACUGAAGCCAAAACAAUUCAGUUCUUUAACUCGUCUGAUGGCUAUUCAAAACCAAAUGAGGACUAGUCAAUUCUAAGUGAAGUGGGCAAAGAAGAAGAGUUGCCUGAACAGAAACAUCAACAUAAACCCUCCUGUCCUCAAGGCAGACCAAAACCAAUCCUCCCAAAUACUAACAUUAGUUACAGUCUUCAUCAUCAUCAGAUCCUUUAGGAGCGUAAAAGGCUACAUAACUGUAAAGACUAACAUGUAUAGACUAAUAUAUUUGGAUCACCUAACAUAUCUAACAGACCACGUUAUUAGUCACACAAGUCAACACUCUAUUUAUAUAUCACAGAUCCAGAAAUAUACAAACUUUUACCAGUACCAUACAGUAUGUGCACAGGGCUUCCCAAAUGUGUAUUUUCCGUAAGCGUGUACAGUUCUAAAAAACAUGUCAUACAUACAUUAAGUCCAAUUCUAAAUGGGAAAAUCAGGCAAAUGUCAAAUACCAAUAUCAGAAUUAUUGUUCUAAAAUAAGAGAGAGAUUUCCACUAACAUUGUUAAACCAAUAAAAUGUUGGAGUCUGCAAAGCAGCGGAUAAAAUGAAAAAGAUAAAUCUAAAUAUUCAGAUAAAACAGACUUUUGGGAAGCCUGGACAUAUCUUCUGCUCAACACAUAAUUCAAACUUGUCUCCUGCUUGCAUGUUUGUAUGUCAGGUUCUGGUAUCCAUUAGCCAGAAAUGAUGAAGUACCCCAUAUUGUAUCUAUAAAAAAAAAAAAGAAAGUGUAAUCAUGUUCUUUGUGAUAUUUUACAGUACUUUAUACUCUAUAUGAAAUAAAUAGCAACUUUAUAUCGACCCCCUUA